AUGAAAAGAGAUCAGAAGCAGCAUAGGGGGGAUAUUGAUGGACAGGGAUCAGAAGAGGAAGAGAAAGAUCAGAGUUUGCCAAACCCCAUGCAAGCUGCGGCAACAUCAGCACUUGCGUUUUCUGUGGGUGCAUUGGUUCCACUCCUAGCAGCUUCGUUUAUAAAGGAGUAUAAGGUGAGGGUGGGGAUGGUGGUGGGGGCAGUGAGCCUGGCUUUGUUGGUUUUUGGGUGGCUGGAGGCUCUCUUAGGUAAGGUCCCUGCGUUUAAGUCUGUCGUUAGGGUUUUGGUUGGAGGUUUGCUAGCCAUGGCUAUAACCUUUGGGUUGACUAAGUUAAUAGGGUCAAGUGGCCUGUAA
Molecule: messenger RNA, 354 nt
Organism: Juglans regia (Persian walnut)
Lineage: Eukaryota; Viridiplantae; Streptophyta; Magnoliopsida; Fagales; Juglandaceae
Product: vacuolar iron transporter homolog 4-like
Exons: 1
Coding region: 1-354 (117 amino acids)
Biological process (GO): intracellular manganese ion homeostasis
Cellular component (GO): membrane
Molecular function (GO): iron ion transmembrane transporter activity; manganese ion transmembrane transporter activity
Source: RefSeq, a predicted model, not a curated record